CUGUACGCGUCACUCCCGCCCACCUCUCUCAAAACUCGCUCGCGCUCGCGGCUUAAGCUUCUGGGAGAGCCUUCGAUACUACAUCUGUGUUAAACUAAAUAUGCAUGUACAAUUACAGACGCGGUUUGCUUAGGAGGCGUUAGUACUCGGGGGAGUUGCCACACACAGUUAUAUGGCGCAGGGGUCCUGUGGCCCCUGUGGCCUUAACAGCAGGAUAUUGCCUACGACGCGAACCUGGCAUGGAAUCAUCAUGUUCUGCCUACUGGGUCUGGCUCUGCCCCCAUCAAGCUUGUCGACGCAGCCAGACGUCCAGUUUUGGGAUAGCACGCAAUCUAGUAUACAACAGCAUGUCUGGAAAGACUUAAUCGUUCGCCCCACAGUUGUGGGCUACCGCUUCUCGGGAGACCUGUAUCUCUCGGGUAUCGGCGACGCCGGCUUAUUAGUUCACGCCGGCCGGCAAUGGCGUUGUGUCUUUUCAGUUUGUGGCAAUGGGGGGACGCCAGCGGCGACUGGAUUGACACGCCGUACCGUGCCGCCGUGGGCGUGUACCGCCGCGCAGCGGCGCUAGCUGCGUCGGUUUCGGCGCCAGCGCCGCAGACUGCGGUCCAGCAAGCCCGGCUAUGGGCCGCUGUCGCGCUAGAGGGCAUGUCCGUAGCCGCGGCGCCCAUGGCGCUGCAACGGUUAGGCGGCGCCGAGGGCUGGUCGCUCCAAUGCAGGUGGCAGCCUGCAGCUGGCGCGGCCACGGGGUCAGCAGCGGGGAGAGCCGAGCCCGGCACGGCCGCGCAGGGCGAUGCAGCUGUGGCAGAAGCUGCAGCCAGCGGUGAGCGGUGGCAGCCGCUCGCGGCGGGCAGCCUGGAGCUCUGGCGGUGCGCAGGCCGCGACGGCGGCUGCUCGUCGCUUCACCGCAGCGAGGACCAGGCGGCCGCGAAUCCAGUAGACGGUGCCGGCGAUGUAGUGGCGCUGCUGGCGCUCCUUAGUUUCGUUGCGCCGGCGGAGACGCCGCUCCAACAGCUGUGGCAGCAGCUGUCGGGGCCGGGCCCCGCUCCGGCCGUCGACUGCAGCAUCAGCCUGGCCGACACACCCCUGCAAGGCCUGGCGCUGCCGGCGCCGACCGGCGUCAAGGCAGCGACGGGGGCAGCGGUGGCAGCCGCUGCCGACGCCGAUGGCUCGACCAGGGAGCUGCUUCUCCGGCAGCUGCAGCAGCUGGGCUGGGCUCUCGCAGACAGCCUGGGUCUGGACGGCAGCAGCAGCCACAGCCACAGCCACAGCCACGGCAGCAGCAGGCGCCUGGCGCAGGCAACCGAGGAUGCCGAGCUUAGAGAUUUCACGUGGCCGGACCUGCCGCCUGACACGCCUCUCGCGCCGCUCCCGCCGCUACCGCCACGGCCGCCGCCGCCCCCGCGGCCACCGCGGCCGCCACCUCCCGCACCGUUGCCGCCUGCGUUCCCGCUGCCGCCGGACCCGCCUGCCCCAGCGGCCCCCGGCUUCCCGCAGUUUCCCCAGUUCCCACCGCGUGCGCCACGCCCGGCGCAGCCAGCCUCUCCCAGUUCCGCGGGCGCGCCGCCGCCACAGGCGCCUCCACCCGGGCCGGACACGCCUAUGCCGCCGGGCGCCCUGUCAACUGUCCAGGCGCCGCCGCCGGCCUCGCCGCACGGGCAGCCGGUGGCGCCGUCACAGCCGCCGCCGCCGCCCGCCAGCCCCGGCCCGUCAGUGCCCUGCUCCGCCUGUGUGGUCCAGACCAUCGUGCCGCCGGUCAGCGGAACCCCCGGCGACAUCUUCACCUUUGUCCCGGAGCUGUGCGAAGAGCAGGGCGCCUUUAUCGCGGACUCCCUGAACAACGCCGCGGCCGACGUUGGCGCAGCGCUGGCGACGCCGUUCGCAACGGCCUCCUGCUCCGCCGCGUGGGACCCGGCGGCGCAGCCGCCAGUGCUGCCCGUGCUGCGCGUGUGCGGUGCGGUUGCUACAGCCGCCGACGCGGCGCUACUACAGGCCUGGUUGGAGUCCGCCGCGGCGCCUCUGGAUGAUUGGCUGUCGCACACCGCCGGUGGCGACGACUGCCCCGCCCGCCUGUCGGGCUACACGCUCGCCAUCGAGUUUGACCCCGCCACCAUCCAGGAGGGCGCCUGCCUGACCGGGCGCAGCCAGAAGGCCUGCGCGCAGCUGUCGCCGCCGGACCAGCCGCCGUCGUAUCCGCCAGGCGCGCCGGCGCCACCAGCUGUGUAUCCGUCGCCGGCCCCAGCCGUACCUGCGUACCCUCCUCCGGCCCCGGUCGGCCAGCCAUUGCAAUCGCCACCGUCGCCGCCUUCAUCCCCUCCGCCCAGCCCGGCAAUGGCGUACCCGCCGGGCCAGCCAACCCAACCGCCUCCUUACCCGCCCAGCCCUCCAUCACCACCGCCAGAACAGCAGCCUAGCGCGUAUCCGCCAUCGCCUCGAUCGCCUGCGCCUUCGUAUCCUCCGUCGCCUGCGCCGCCUAGCCCGGAGCCGCCCAGCUACCCGCCAGCCUACCCUCCGACGCCCGCGCCUCCCAGCCCGGAGCCGCCCAGCUAUCUGCCGGCCUACCCUCCGACGCCGGUGCCGCCCAGCCCGGAGCCGCUCAGCUAUCCGCCAGCCUACCCUCCGUCGCCCGCGCCGCCUAGCCCGGAGCCGCCCAGCUACCCGCCGGCCUACCCUCCGUCGCCUGCGCCGCCUAGCCCGGAGCCGCCCAGCUAUCCGCCGGCCUACCCUCCGUCGCCCGCGCCGCCUAGCCCGGAGCCGCCCAGCUACCCGCCGGCCUACCCUACGUCGCCUGCGCCGCCUAGCCCGGAGCCGCCCAGCUAUCCGCCGGCCUACCCUCCGUCGCCCGCGCCGCCUAGCCCGGAGCCGCCCAGCUACCCGCCGGCCUACCCUCCGUCGCCUGCGCCGCCUAGCCCGGAGCCGCCCAGCUACCCGCCGGCCUACCCUCCGUCGCCCGCGCCGCCUAGCCCGGAGCCGCCCAGCUAUCCGCCGGCCUACCCUCCGUCGCCUGCGCCGCCUAGCCCGGAGCCGCCCAGCUAUCCGCCGGCCUACCCUCCGUCGCCCGCGCCGCCUAGCCCGGAGCCGCCCAGCUACCCGCCAGCCUACCCUCCCCCGGAGCCGCCCAGCUAUCCGCCGGCCUACCCUCCAUCGCCUGCGCCGCCUAGCCCGGAGCCGCCCAGCUACCCGCCGGCCUACCCUCCGUCGCCCGCGCCGCCUAGCCCGGAGCCGCCCAGCUACCCGCCGGCCUACCCUCCGACGCCCGCGCCGCCUAGCCCGGAGCCGCCCAGCUAUCCGCCGGCCUACCCUCCGUCGCCCGCGCCGCCUAGCCCGGAGCCGCCCAGCUACCCGCCGGCCUACCCUCCGACACCCGCGCCGCCUAGCCCGGAGCCGCCCAGCUACCCGCCGGCCUACCCUCCGACGCCCGCGCCGCCUCGCCCGGAGCUGCCCAGCUACCCGCCGGCCUACCCUCCGUCGCCUGCGCCGCCUAGCCCGGAGCCGCCCAGCUACCCGCCAGCGUACCCUCCGUCGCCCGCGCCGCCUAGCCCGGAGCCGCCCAGCUACCCGCCAGCCUACCCUCCGUCGCCUGCGCCGCCUAGCCCGGAGCCGCCCAGCUACCCGCCGGCCUACCCUCCGUCGCCUGCGCCGCCUAGCCCGGAGCCGCCCAGCUAUCCGCCGGCCUACCCUCCGUCGCCUGCGCCGCCUAGCCCGGAGCCGCCCAGCUACCCGCCGGCCUACCCUCCGACGCCCGCGCCGCCUAGCCCGGAGCCGCCCAGCUACCCGCCAGCCUACCCUCCGUCGCCUGCGCCGCCUAGCCCGGAGCCGCCCAGCUACCCGCCGGCCUACCCUCCGUCUCCCGCGCCGCCUAGCCCGGAGCCGCCCAGCUACCCGCCAGCGUACCCUCCGUCGCCUGCGCCGCCUAGCCUGGAGCCGCCCAGCUACCCGCCGGCCUACCCUCCGACGCCCGCGCCACCUAGCCCAGAGCCGCCCAGCUACCCGCCGGCCUACCCUUCGACGCCCGCGCCGCCUAGCCCGGAGCCGCCCAGCUACCCGCCGGCCUACCCUCCGUCGCCUGCGCCGCCUAGCCCGGAGCCGCCCAGCUACCCGCCGGCCUACCCUCCGUCGCCCGCGCCGCCUAGCCCGGAGCCGCCCAGCUAUCCGCCAGGCUACCCCCCGUCGCCUGCGCCGCCUAGCCCGGAGCCGCCCAGCUACCCGCCGGCCUACCCUCCGUCGCCCGCGCCGCCUAGCCCGGAGCCGCCCAGCUACCCGCCGGCCUACCCUCCGUCGCCUGCGCCGCCCAGCCCGGAGCCGCCCAGCUACCCGCCGGCCUACCCUCCGUCGCCUGCGCCGCCUAGCCCGGAGCCGCCCAGCUACCCGCCGGCCUACCCUCCGUCGCCUGCGCCGCCUAGCCCGGAGCCGCCCAGCUAUCCACCAGCCUACCCUCCGUCGCCUGCGCCGCCCAGCCCGGAGCCGCCCAGCUAUCCGCCGGCCUACCCUCCGUCGCCGCCGCCGCCUAGCCCGGAGCCGCCCAGCUACCCGCCAGCCUACCCUCCGUCGCCCGCGCCGCCUAGCCCGGAGCCGCCCAGCUAUCCGCCGGCCUACCCUCCGUCGCCUGCGCCGCCCAGCCCGGAGCCGCCCAGCUACCCGCCAGCGUACCCUCCGUCGCCCGCGCCGCCUAGCCCGGAGCCGCCCAGCUACCCGCCGGCCUACCCUCCGUCGCCGCCGCCGCCUAGCCCGGAGCCGCCCAGCUAUCCGCCAGCCUACCCUCCGUCGCCCGCGCCGCCUAGCCCGGAGCCGCCCAGCUAUCCGCCGGCCUACCCUCCGUCGCCUGCGCCGCCUAGCCCGGAGCCGCCCAGCUACCCGCCGGCCUACCCUCCGUCGCCUGCGCCGCCUAGCCCGGAGCCGCCCAGCUAUCCACCAGCCUACCCUCCGUCGCCUGCGCCGCCCAGCCCGGAGCCGCCCAGCUAUCCGCCGGCCUACCCUCCGUCGCCGCCGCCGCCUAGCCCGGAGCCGCCCAGCUACCCGCCGGCCUACCCUCCGUCGCCUGCGCCGCCUAGCCCGGAGCCGCCCAGCUACCCGCCGGCCUACCCUCCGUCGCCUGCGCCGCCUAGCCCGGAGCCGCCCAGCUACCCGCCGGCCUACCCUCCGUCGCCUGCGCCGCCCAGCCCGGAGCCGCCCAGCUACCCGCCAGCGUACCCUCCGUCGCCUGCGCCGCCUAGCCCGGAGCCGCCCAGCUACCCGCCGGCCUACCCUCCGUCGCCGCCGCCGCCUAGCCCGGAGCCGCCCAGCUACCCGCCGGCCUACCCUCCGUCGCCUGCGCCGCCUAGCCCGGAGCCGCCCAGCUAUCCGCCGGCCUACCCUCCGUCGCCUGCGCCGCCUAGCCCGGAGCCGCCCAGCUACCCGCCGGCCUACCCUCCGUCGCCCGCGCCGCCUAGCCCGGAGCCGCCCAGCUACCCGCCGGCCUACCCUCCGUCGCCUGCGCCGCCUAGCCCGGAGCCGCCCAGCUACCCGCCGGCCUACCCUCCGUCGCCUGCGCCGCCUAGCCCGGAGCCGCCCAGCUAUCCACCAGCCUACCCUCCGUCGCCUGCGCCGCCCAGCCCGGAGCCGCCCAGCUAUCCGCCGGCCUACCCUCCGUCGCCGCCGCCGCCUAGCCCGGAGCCGCCCAGCUACCCGCCAGCCUACCCUCCGUCGCCCGCGCCGCCUAGCCCGGAGCCGCCCAGCUAUCCGCCGGCCUACCCUCCGUCGCCUGCGCCGCCCAGCCCGGAGCCGCCCAGCUACCCGCCAGCGUACCCUCCGUCGCCCGCGCCGCCUAGCCCGGAGCCGCCCAGCUACCCGCCGGCCUACCCUCCGUCGCCGCCGCCGCCUAGCCCGGAGCCGCCCAGCUAUCCGCCAGCCUACCCUCCGUCGCCCGCGCCGCCUAGCCCGGAGCCGCCCAGCUAUCCGCCGGCCUACCCUCCGUCGCCUGCGCCGCCUAGCCCGGAGCCGCCCAGCUACCCGCCGGCCUACCCUCCGUCGCCUGCGCCGCCUAGCCCGGAGCCGCCCAGCUAUCCACCAGCCUACCCUCCGUCGCCUGCGCCGCCCAGCCCGGAGCCGCCCAGCUAUCCGCCGGCCUACCCUCCGUCGCCGCCGCCGCCUAGCCCGGAGCCGCCCAGCUACCCGCCGGCCUACCCUCCGUCGCCUGCGCCGCCUAGCCCGGAGCCGCCCAGCUACCCGCCGGCCUACCCUCCGUCGCCUGCGCCGCCUAGCCCGGAGCCGCCCAGCUACCCGCCGGCCUACCCUCCGUCGCCUGCGCCGCCCAGCCCGGAGCCGCCCAGCUACCCGCCAGCGUACCCUCCGUCGCCUGCGCCGCCUAGCCCGGAGCCGCCCAGCUACCCGCCGGCCUACCCUCCGUCGCCGCCGCCGCCUAGCCCGGAGCCGCCCAGCUACCCGCCGGCCUACCCUCCGUCGCCUGCGCCGCCUAGCCCGGAGCCGCCCAGCUAUCCGCCGGCCUACCCUCCGUCGCCUGCGCCGCCUAGCCCGGAGCCGCCCAGCUAUCCGCCGGCCUACCCUCCGUCGCCCGCGCCGCCUAGCCCGGAGCCGCCCAGCUACCCGCCGGCCUACCCUUCGUCGCCUGCGCCGCCUAGCCCGGAGCCGCCCAGCUACCCGCCAGCCUACCCUCCGUCGCCUGCGCCGCCCAGCCCGGAGCCGCCCAGCUACCCGCCGGCCUACCCUCCGUCGCCUGCGCCGCCCAGCCCUGAACCGUCAACGCCUAUCUGCCCUAAGGCCGAGUAUUCUGCUGCUGUCACCCUGCGUUGCACGUACUCUUAUGUCGAUGAGGAGCCAUGUUUGCUGCUGGCUUGGUGCACCACCUGCAGCAGCCCCCCGUCGGCCGUGUAUACGCCCAUCGAUAUGACGGCAUGUGCUCAGGCCAGGGCUUUGUUCAUUGAUGUCAGCUGCAAUGGCACAGCAUUCUGCGCUGCUUCACCAGCGAGCCCGCCGGCCCCCAUUCCUCCCUCGCCGGUGCCUCCCAGCCCAGCACCGCAGCAUCCUCCUAGCCCAGAGCCUCCCAGCCCGGUGCCUCCCAGCCCGGCGCCGCCCAGCCCGGAGCCUCCCAGCCCGGCACCACUGUAUCCUCCCUCGCCGGCGCCUCCCAGCCCAGACCCUCCCAGCCCUGACCCUCCCAGUCCAGAGCCUCCCAGCCUGGUGCCUCCCAGCCCGGCGCCGCCCAGCCCGGAGCCUCCCAGCCCGGCACCACUGUAUCCUCCCUCGCCGGCGCCUUCCAGCCCACAGCCGCCCUCCUAUCCGCAGCCCUCGCCCCCAGCGCCCGCGCCACCCACUCCUGCGGCGCCGACGGGCGUGUGCCCGGCUCUGACCUACUCGCCGGCUUUCGCUAGCCGGUGCGCCAAGUCUUACCCAGAUGAAGAGCCGUGCGCGCUAGAUGCCUGGUGCUACCCAUGCGAGAAUCUGAAGUCACCCGGAUUCAGCGUCGUCGAUGUGGCGGCUUGCGCCCAGGCUGGCGCUCUGUACAUUGACGUCAAUUGCAACGGCACCGCCUUUUGCACCUCGAUGCCUGCGAGCCCGCCGGCUCCCCUACCGCCCACACCAAGGCCGCCGGCGCCAACGUCUCCCAGCCCGGCGCCGCCCAGCCCACAGCCCCCGGCGUACCCGCCGCAGCAGCUGCAUCCGCCACCGAGCCCCGAGCCACCAAGCCCGGCGCCCCAAUACCCGCCUUCGCCGGCGCCGCCCAGCCCGCAGCCCCCGGCGUACCCGCCGCAGCUGCCGCCCUCGCCUCCCCCGCCGAGCCCCAAGCCGCCGAGCCCGGCACCCCUGUAUCCGCCCUCACCUGUGCCGCCCAGCCCGGUACCGCCCAGCCCGCUCCCGCCCUCACCUCCGAUGAAUCCUUUGCCGCCAACUCCGCCACCAUCUCCUCGACCGCCUUCACCGCCGGCCCCGCCGUCGCCGCCGCCACUGCCACCCGCGCCGCCGUCGCCUCCCCCGCCUCCACCGCCGCUGCCGCCCGGCCUGGCGAUCGAGCUGUCUGACUAUGCGCUGACGUACACCAUCGACGAGAGCCAGCUCAGCAACAGCACCGCUGUCGAGGAGUUCUUGAACAAGGUCCGAGCGGACAUGGCUAAGUUCUUCGGCGUCCCGGUCAGCCAAAUCGUGCUGACAGGCAUCAAGCUACCGGCGGCACCCGCCGCCGCACCCGCCGUUAACGAAGCCGGAGGAGCAGGAAGCAAUGGAGGCGGCAAGGGUGGCCGCCGGCGUCUUGGCGACGGUGGUGACUCAGACUUCGCGCUUGAGCCUCUGGAAGUCUGGGCAGGAGCCGAGCUGGCGCCUCACUUUGGCGGCUCCGCCGGCUUGUUCGGGCUGCGUGCCAGCAGCCUGGUGCAGACCAGCCGGCGCCGCCCAGCAGACGAGGCGGCUCUGCACGAGCUGCGGGCGCGGGCCAUGCUGGCGGACGUGGUGGGCGCGCUGGCACGGGUGGCAGUCGUGGAGCCGGGAAGCCAGGCCCAGGCGCAAGAGCCCGCAGGCGACGCCGUUCCUAGCAGCACCCACAUGCGGCGCCGCCUGCAGACCGGCUCCAGCAUCAUCGUGGAGACGACGGUGGUCAAUCAGUUCGAGGUGCCGCUGCCGCCCUCGCCGCCGCCCAUGCAGCCGCCGUCGCCGCCCUCGCCGGCGCCGUCCUCUCCUCCUCCACCACCUCCCGGCGUUAUGCUGCCGCCCUACCCUCCGCCGCUGCCGCCCUCGCCGCCGCCCAUGCCGCCCUCUCCGCCGUCGCCCCCGGAGCCGCCCUCGCCGCCGCCGCCGGUCGACCCGCCGCCACGGCCGCCGCCGGCUCCACCGCGCCCGCCCCCCGCGCCCCCCAUCAACCUCACAGCCCUGGCUGAGGCCACCAACGCCGACAGCGCGCAGGUCAUUUACCACCCGCCACCCUCCCCGCCUUCGCCCGCGCCGCCCUCGCCCGAGCCCCCGUCGCCGGAGCCGCCCUCCCCCGCCCCGCCCUCUCCGGCUCCUCCCUCGCCCUCGCCGCCGCCGCCCGCGCCACCGCUGGUUUGCGACAUGGCUGGGUACGUCUUCUACCCCUUCUCCGACUACGCCUGCGCCCCUGCGGACCCGGCCCAGCCCUGGUGCAUCGUCCUGGAGGACACAGGCGACGCCGACGGCGCGGCCUACGCAUGCGAGUGGGGCGGGGCCGGCGCGCUGGCGCCCGACGCCCCUCGCUACCCGGUGCCGCCGCCCGAGUCCUUGGAGGUGGUGCUGGGCCCCGCCGCCUCGAGCGGCUGCCAAGGCGUGUACGUCAAGCUGCAGCUGCAGUACCUGCCGUCGCCGCCGCCCAGCCCGGAGCCGCCGUCUCCGGCGCCGCCGGGGCCAUCGCCGCCGCCUCCUAGCCCGCGCCCGCCGUGCCCGCCGCCUCGGCCGCCGCCCAACCCGCGCCCGCCGCGGCUGCCGCCACGGCCGCCGAGCCCCGCGCCGCUGGUGCCGUCUUCGCCGCCGUCGCCGUCCAACCCGCCGCCCAGCCCGGAGCCGCCCAGCCCCGAGCCACCCAGCCCGGCACCGCUGUACCCUCCCUCGCCAGCACCUGCCAGCCCGCAGCCUCCCAGCCCGGAGCCGCCGCCUGUUGGCCAGCCGCUGCCACCGUCACCCCUUCCGCCCAGCCCGGAGCCUGCUGGCCAGCCCCUCUCGCCGCCGCCUCUGCCACCGAGCCCGGAGCCGCCUCGCCCGGAGCCGCCCAGCUACCCGCCGGCCUACCCUCCGUCGCCCGCGCCGCCUAGCCCGGAGCCGCCCAGCUACCCGCCGGCCUACCCUCCGUCGCCCGCGCCGCCUAGCCCGGAGCCGCCCAGCUACCCGCCGGCCUACCCUCCGACGCCCGCGCCGCCCAGCCCGGAGCCGCCCAGCUACCCGCCGGCCUACCCUCCGUCGCCUGCGCCGCCUAGCCCGGAGCCGUCCAGCUACCCGCCAGCCUACCCUCCGUCGCCCGCACCGCCUAGCCCGGAGCCGCCCAGCUACCCGCCAGCCUACCCUCCGUCGCCCGCGCCGCCCAGCCCGGAGCCGCCCAGCUACCCGCCGGCCUACCCUCCGUCGCCCGCGCCGCCUAGCCCGGAGCCGCCCAGCUACCCGCCGGCCUACCCUCCGUCGCCCGCGCCGCCCAGCCCGGAGCCGCCCAGCUAUCCGCCAGCCUACCCUCCGUCGCCCGCGCCGCCUAGCCCUGAGCCGCCCAGCUACCCGCCAGCCUACCCUCCGUCGCCCGCGCCGCCCAGCCCGGAGCCGCCCAGCUAUCCUCCGGCCUACCCUCCGUCGCCCGCGCCGGCCUACCCUCCGACGCCCGCGCCGCCCAGCCCGGAGCUGCCCAGCUAUCCGCCGGCCUACCCUCCGUCGCCCGCGCCGGCCUACCCUCCGACGCCCGCGCCGCCUACCCCGGAGCCGCCCAGCUAUCCGCCGGCCUACCCUCCGUCGCCCGCGCCGGCCUACCCUCCGACGCCCGCGCCGCCUAGCCCGGAGCCGCCCAGCUACCCGCCGGCCUACCCUCCGUCGCCCGCGCCGCCCAGCCCGGAGCCGCCCAGCUACCCGCCGGCCUACCCUCCGUCGCCCGCGCCGCCUAGCCCGGAGCCGCCCAGCUACCCGCCGGCCUACCCUCCGUCGCCCGCGCCGCCUAGCCCGGAGCCGCCCAGCUACCCGCCGGCCUACCCUCCGUCGCCCGCGCCGCCUAGCCCGGAGCCGCCCAGCUACCCGCCGGCCUACCCUCCGUCGCCCGCGCUGCCUAGCCCGGAGCCGCCCAGCUAUCCGCCAGCCUACCCUCCGUCGCCCGCGCCGCCCAGCCCGGAGCCGCCCAGCUACCCGCCGGCCUACCCUCCGUCGCCCGCGCCGCCUAGCCCGGAGCCGCCCAGCUAUCCGCCAGCCUACCCUCCGUCGCCCGCGCCGCCCAGUCCGGAGCCGCCCAGCUACCCGCCGGCCUACCCUCCGUCGCCCGCACCACCUAGCCCGGAGCCGCCCAGCUACCCACCGGCCUACUCUCCGUCGCCCGCGCCGCCCAGCCCGGCGCCGCCCAGCUACCCGCCGGCCUACCCUCCGUCGCCUGCGCCGCCUAGCCCGGAGCCGCCCAGCUAUCCGCCGGCCUACCCUCCAUCGCCUGCGCCGCCUAGCCCGGAGCCGCCCAGCUAUCCGCCGGCCUACCCUCCGUCGCCUGCGCCUCCAAACCCGGAGCCGCCCAGCUACCCGCCGGCCUACCCUCCGUCGCCCGCGCCGCCCAGCCCGGAGCCGCCCAGCUACCCGCCGGCCUACCCUCCGUCGCCCGCGCCGCCCAGCCCGGAGCCGCCCAGCUAUCCACCGGCCUACCCUCCGUCGCCCGCGCCGGCCUACCCUCCGACGCCCGCGCCGCCUACCCCGGAGCCGCCCAGCUAUCCGCCGGCCUACCCUCCGUCGCCCGCGCCGCCUAGCCCGGAGCCGCCCAGCUACCCGCCGGCCUACCCUCCGUCGCCCGCGCCGCCCAGCCCGGAGCCGCCCAGCUACCCGCCGGCCUACCCUCCGUCGCCCGCGCCGCCUAGCCCGGAGCCGCCCAGCUACCCGCCAGCCUACCCUCCGUCGCCCGCGCCGCCUAGCCCGGAGCCGCCCAGCUAUCCGCCAGCCUACCCUCCGUCGCCCGCGCCGCCCAGCCCGGAGCCGCCCAGCUACCCGCCGGCCUACCCUCCGUCGCCCGCGCCGCCUAGCCCGGAGCCGCCCAGCUAUCCGCCAGCCUACCCUCCGUCGCCCGCGCCGCCCAGCCCGGAGCCGCCCAGCUACCCGCCGGCCUACCCUCCGUCGCCCGCACCACCUAGCCCGGAGCCGCCCAGCUACCCGCCGGCCUACCCUCCGUCGCCCGCGCCGCCCAGCCCGGAGCCGCCCAGCUACCCGCCGGCCUACCCUCCGUCGCCUGCGCCGCCUAGCCCGGAGCCGCCCAGCUAUCCGCCGGCCUACCCUCCGUCGCCUGCGCCGCCUAGCCCGGAGCCGCCCAGCUACCCGCCAGCCUACCCUCCGUCGCCCGCGCUGCCUAGCCCGGCACCGCCCAGCUACCCGCCGGCCUACCCUCCGUCGCCCGCGCUGCCUAGCCCGGAGCCGCCCAGCUACCCGCCGGCCUACCCUCCGUCGCCCGCGCCGCCUAGCCCGGAGCCGCCCAGCUACCCGCCGGCCUACCCUCCGUCGCCUGCACCGCCCAGCCUGGAGCCGCCCAGCUACCCGCCGACCUACCCUCCGUCGCCCGCGCCGCCCAGCCCGGAGCCGCCCAGCUAUCCGCCAGCCUACCCUCCGUCGCCCGCGCCGCCUAGCCCGGAGCCGCCCAGCUACCCGCCAGCCUACCCUCCGUCGCCCGCGCUGCCUAGCCCGGCACCGCCCAGCUACCCGCCAGCCUACCCUCCGUCGCCUGUGCCGCCCAGCCCGGAGCCGCCCAGCUACCCGCCGGCCUACCCUCCGUCACCGCCUCUGCCACCGAGCCCGGAGCCGCCCAGCUACCCGCCGGCCUACCCUCCGUCGCCUGUGCCGCCCAGCCCGGAGCCGCCCAGCUACCCGCCGGCCUACCCUCCGUCGCCCGCGCCGCCUAGCCCGGAGCCGCCCAGCUACCCGCCGGCCUACCCUCCGACGCCCGCGCCGCCUAGCCCGGAGCCGCCCAGCUACCCGCCGGCCUACCCUCCGUCACCGCCUCUGCCACCGAGCCCGGAGCCGCCCAGCUACCCGCCGGCCUACCCUCCGUCGCCUGCGCCGCCCAGCCCGGAGCCGCCCAGCUAUCCGCCGGCCUACCCUCCGUCGCCCGCGCUGCCUAGCCCGGCACCGCCCAGCUACCCGCCGGCCUACCCUCCGUCGCCCGCGCUGCCUAGCCCGGAGCCGCCCAGCUACCCGCCGGCCUACCCUCCGUCGCCUGCGCCGCCCAGCCCGGAGCCGCCCAGCUAUCCGCCGGCCUACCCUCCGUCGCCCGCGCCGCCCAGCCCGGAGCCGCCCAGCUACCCGCCGGCCUACCCUCCGUCGCCCGCGCCGCCUAGCCCGGAGCCGCCCAGCGACCCGCCGGCCUACCCUCCGUCGCCCGCGCCGCCUAGCCCGGAGCCGCCCAGCCCCGAGCUGCCAUCCCCGGCUAUUCCCAGCCCUGCGCCAUCCAGCCUGGCUCCGCCCUCGCGUCAGCCGCCCAGCCCAGAACCGCCCAACCCAGCCCCGCCGGUUGGCCAGCCCCUGCCUCCUCCGCCUUUCCCCCCGAGCCCAGCACCACCCAGCCCGGCACCCACCUACCCACCUUCACCGGCCCCGCCCAUCCCAGCGCCUCCUGCACCCGCUCCGCCCAGUCCGCUGUCGCCCAGUCCUCCGGAGGAGGGUCCGGAGUGCCCGCCUCCGCUGACGCUGUCGCCGCAGGUGGGCGGCCGCUGCACCAACUCCUACGACCCAGCCCUGCCGCCGCCCUGCCUGCUGCUGGCGUGGUGCAACAGCUGCGCCACCCCACCCGUGAUGAAGUAUUCUGUGCUUGACGUGGCGGAAUGCACUGCCGCCAACCGCACCUAUGUCCAGGUGGACUGCAAUGGCUUCGUUGAGUGCGUGGUGCAUCCCCCGACGCCCUCACCGGAGCCGGCACUACCACCACCACCAUCGCCGCCCGCAUCGCCGGCCCCCACACCUUCACCUGCGACCUCGCCUUCACCCUCGCCAGCGCCAGCGCCUGUCUACCCAAGCCCUGUGCCUUCGCCAGAGCUUUCACCGUCGCCACCAUCGGAGGGGCAGCCACCACCGUCACCCGCCGUGUCGCCCCCGCCGACACCGGAGCCUUCACCGGAGCCGUCGCCGGCUGAGCAGCCAUCACCCUCUCCAGCUCCAGAGCCCUCACCGGAGCCUUCGCCCACUCCCGAGCCAUCGCCCCCACCUGUACCAGAGCCCCCACCUGCGCCGGUGCCCUCAGCCGGGCCGUCUCCGUCACUAGAGCCUUCACCAGAGCCGUCACCAGGACCGUCACCGGAGGUAUCGCCAUCGCCGGCACCAGCGCCCGAGCCCUCGCCUGCUCCGGAGCCAUCCCCAUCCCCUCCUGUACCUGAGCCCGCCACGACGCUGCCGCCGUCACCGCAGCCGCCUUCACCAGAGCCGGCUAGCCCCAUGCCGCCUCCCCCGGCGCCGCCUCUUCCGCCUUCGCGCCCGCCUGCGCCGCCACGGCCACCUCCGCGCCCGCCGCGCCCCCCGCCGCGCCCGCCACGUAACCCUCCGCUGCCGCCCUCACCGCCCGCUGUGCCUCCGCCCCUGGUGCCUUUGGCGCCCUCACCGCCUUCGCCGCCGGCCCCGCCGUCGCCGCCGCCACUGCCACCCGCGCCGCCGUCGCCUCCCCCGCCUCCACCGCCGCUGCCGCCCGGCCUGGCGAUCGAGCUGUCUGACUAUGCGCUGACCUACACCAUCGAUGAGAGCCAGCUCAGCAACAGCACCGCUGUCGAGGAGUUCUUGAACAAGGUCCGAGAGGACAUGGCUAAGUUCUUCGGCGUCCCGGUCAGCCAAAUCGUGCUGACAGGCAUUCGCCGGCCAGCGGCACCCUCUGCCUCGCCCACCGGAGGCGCAGGAAGCAACGGAGGCGGCAGCAGCGGCCGCCGCCGCGCCGCCAUGGAGGCUGGCGCUGCAGGAGAGGCGCUGGAGACAUACGGCUCUGUAGAGCUGGCGCCUCACUUUGGUGGCUCCGCCGGCUUGUUCGGGCUGCGUGCCAGCAGCCUGGUGCAGACCAGCCGGCGCCGCCCAGCAGACGAGGCGGCUCUGCACGAGCUGCGGGCGCGGGCCAUGCUGGCAGACGUGGUGGGGGCGCUGGCGCGGCUGGCCACGGGCGCGCCCUACCACGCCGGCCCCGGCGUGCGGUCGCAUGCGCACCUGCACCGCCGCCGCCUGCAGACCGGCUCCAGCAUCAUCGUGGACACAACGGUGGUCAACCAGUUCGAGGUGCCGCUGCCGCCCUCGCCGCCUCCCGCGCCGCCCCCAACGCCGCCCUCGCCAGCGCCGCCCUCUCUUCCUCCACCACCUCCCGGCGUCAUGACUCCGCCCACGCCGCCGCCGUCACCGCCCCUGCCCCCGCCCUCUCCGCCCUCGCCCUCGCCGCCGCCGCCGGUCGACCCGCCGCCGCAGCCGCCGCCGGCUCCACCGCGCCCGCCGCCGUCGCCGCCUGUGAAUCUCACAGCCCUGGCUGAGGCCACCAACGCCACCCGCGCAGAGGUGGUGAUCCGGCCGCCCUCGCCGCCACCGCCACCGCCGUCUCCACGCCCGCCGUCGCCUCGCCCGCCGCACCCGCCCGGCCUGCCGCCGCCGAGCCCGCCGCCGGCUUGCGAUGUGGACGGCUAUGCGUUCUACCCGGGCGACACCUACUCCUGCGGUGGCUCUGGCACAGGCGGCCAACAGGGCUGGUGCACGGUCCUGGAGGACACCGGCGACGCCAGCGCCGCGGCCUACGCCUGCGAGUGGGGCGGCGACAGCUACGUCGGGCCCGACUGCGGCGCGUACGACACCCUGGGCCGCGUGUUCUCGGUGUACGGCUACGACAGCAGUACGGCAACCGUACUUCAGCGCUACCCGGGCCCGCCGGCUCCUGAUCAGGACAUUGCCGACGACUCGCUGAGCGCAGGGCCCUGCCGUGGCGUGUACGUCAAGCAGGGGGCGCGGUACAUUCCGCCGCCGCCGCCACCGCGCAGCCCCGUUCCGCCCUCGCCGCCUCCACCGGCGCCGUCCUCGCCACCCCUUCCGCCAGCGACGGACCAGCCGCCCUUGCCGCUGCCGCCCAGCCCCGCACAGCCAACGCCCUCGCCGACCACGGCCAGCCCGCCUGCGGGUCAGCCCACCGCGCUGCCUCCGCUGCCGCCCGUGCCUCCUUCCCCCUCGCCCGCAGCUUACCCACCAUCGCCCGCGCCCUUGCCCGCGGCCUACCCACCCUCACCUUCACCAGCGGCCUACCCGCCCUCACCUGCUCCCAUCGGCCAGCCCGCACAGCCGCCACCGCAGCCGCCUGCCCCGGCCUCGCCGCUGCCGGCGCCGUCGCCCCCGCCUUCCUACUCCCUGUCUCCGUCCCCAGCUGCGUACCCGCCUUCGCCUGCUCCAGAAAGCCCAGCGCCUGUGCCUGGCCCCUCGCCCUCGCCGUCCCCAGCCGCGUACCCGCCCUUGCCUGCUCCCACCCCGGCGCCAUCUCCAGAGCCAUCACCGGUGCCCUCGCCUUCCUACUCCCCGUCCCCGUCCCCGUCCCCAGCUGCGUACCCGCCCUCGCCUGCUCCUAGCGGCCAGCCCGCGCAGCCGCCACCGCAGCCGCCUGCACCCGCCCCACCCGCUUCGGAGCCUUCACCGGCACUGGCACCCUCUCCCUCGCCGUCCCCUGCUUACCCCAGCCCUCUGCCAUCACCGAUACCGUCGCCACCUCCUGCUCCCUCGCCAGCGCCCUCGCCCUCGCCAUCCCCAGCCGCCUACCCGCCAUCACCGGCACCCAUCGGCCAGCCCUCUCCCUCACCGUCCCCUGCUUACCCCGGCUCUCUGCCAUCACCGGCACCCAUCGGCCAGCCCGCGCAGCCGCCUCCGGCGCCUCCUGCACCGGCGCCGCCCAGUCCUCCGGAGGAGGGCGUGGUGUGCCCGCCGCCGCUAACGCUGUCGCCUCUGGUUCAGGCACGUUGCAACCCCGACUACGACCCGACCAAGCGGCCGUGCCUGCUACAGUCCUUCUGCACCACAUGCGACAGCCCGCCCGCCUCGGUCUACAGCGCCCUGUUUGUUGAGGAGUGCACGCUUACCAACCGGACAUAUGUGGUAGUGGGCUGUGGCGGCAGGCUGGAAUGCGUGUUGCCGCCACCUGCGCGCAGCCCCAGCCCUUCUCCCUCGCCGGGCGCCUCACCGUCUCCGUCUCCCUCUCCGGCGCCUGUGUACCCCAGCCCUGCGCCGUCACCGGAGCCGCCGCCCUCGCCCGAGCCUGCGCCGGUGCCAUCUCCUUCGCCGGAGCCGCCCCUGGCGGUUUCGCCCUCGCCAGCACCUGCUGCGUACCCGCCCUCGCCUGUUCCUACCCCGGCGCCAUCUCCAGAGCCCUCACCGGUGCCCUCGCCUUCCUACUCACCGUCCCCGUCCCCGUCCCCAGCUGCGUACCCGCCCUCGUCUGCUCCUAGCGGCCAGCCCGCGCAGCCGCCACCGCAGCCCCCCAUGCCGCCAACACCGGCUUCAUCAAGCCCGGCGCCGACGCCUUCGCCUGCUCCAGAAAGCCCAUCGCCUAUACCCGGCCCCUCGCCCUCACCAUCCCCAGCCGCGUACCCGCCCUUGCCUGCUCCCACCCCGGCGCCAUCUCCAGAGCCAUCACCGGUGCCUUUGCCCGCACCCUCUCCCGCAGCCUACCCGCCCUCGCCUUCUCCCAUCGGCCAGCCCGCACAGCCGCCACCGCAGCCGCCUGCCCCAGCCUCGCCGGGCCCCGCGCCGUCCCCUGUGGCCCCGUCCCCAAGCCCUGCGCCCACCUCCUCGCCCUCACCUGCGGCCUACCCACCGUCGCCGGAUCCCACCGGCCACCCGUCCCAGCCGCCACCCCAGCCGCCGUCGCCUGGGUCUCCCGCCCCGGCGCCCGCGCCCUCGCCCUCCCCAACGUACGGCGCCCCCUCGCCCUCUCCAUCGCCUGUGCCCUCGCCUGAGCCCUCGCCAGGGCCCUCGCCUGGGCCCUCGCCUGAGCCGGCACCAGUGCCGCCGCCGGAGCCGACCGCCUCACCGCCCGCACCGGCCUACGGGACACCGUCGCCGUCGCCCGAGUCCGCAUCGCCGCCUGCGGCGCAGUUGCAGCCGCCGUCGCCGUCGCCGGAUCAGGCGCUGCCGCCGUCACCGCCGUCGCUGCCGCCGCCGCGGCCCAUGACUACUCGGCCACCACCCAGCCCGCCCCUGCCGCCGCCGCCCAGCCCGCCGCUGCCGGAGCCUUUCAAUGUACCUCGGCCGCCGCCCCUGCCGCCGGCACUGCCCGCGCCGCCCGUCGCCCCGCCCUCGCCACCCGCACCCCCGCCCUCACCGCCGGAGUUCCCCAACACGCCCAACACACCGAACCCGCCUCCUUCGCCCGCGCCUCCCACGCCUCUCGCGGCGCCACCGCCGCCCCCGCCUGCGCUACUUCCUCCAUCGCCGCCGCCACCGCCGCCGCCGGCACCCCCGCUGCCGGCUCCGCCGCCCCAACCGCCGCCGCCUCGCUUCCUGCCAGUGACCCGGUCCGGUCGUGCGCUGGACGGCUACCUGGAUAAUUGUGUGGUGUACGCGGACGUCAACGGCAACGGUGGCCUUUCGACUGCCCAGGGCGAGCCCUUCAACACCUCCACCUUCCAGAACGGCUGGACGCUGACGCUGUCGGACGCGGCCGCCGUCAGCGCGCCGCUGCGGGUCGUCCCGGCGCCACCCAGCACGUACGCCAAGAGCCGCAUCGCGGUCAGCCCGCAGGAUGACUGCCACGACGCCACCUCGCUGCUCAAGUUGUACCUGCCGCUGGCCGCGCCCUCCGCCGCCUGCGCCGUCAUCUCGCCGCUGUCCACGCUGCUGCUCGCCAUGCAGGAGCGCGGCUACGGCCAAGCCGAGGCCAAGAUCAAGGCCGCCUUCGGUAUCAGCGCCGCAGCCAACAUCAGCAUCUGCCAGACCGACCCCAUCAAGGCGCUGUACGUGGAUCUGGAUCCAGCCGCCCGGCCGUACAUGGCGGCGGAGCAGCAGGUCAUGGCGGCUGUCGUACAGUCAACGGGCUACCUGCUGGUCAACGACACGGACCUGCCGACCCUGGGUCGCUUCACGUGGCAGGGUUUGGCACGUGCCGUGGAGAACACGUUCCGCUCCUCCCCCGCCGCCAGCCCCGCUGCCUCGCCCGCCGCCGCCGGCCGCCACCGCCGCCGCCUGGACAGCGGCGCCGGCGGCGCCAGCAGCAUAAGCUCGGAGGCUUCAGCAGUCGACGCCGCUGCUAGCAACAGCGCCAGCCGUGCGCUGCUCCAGACCUCCAGCAGCAACACCACCACACCGCUACUGUUCGAUCUCACCUCCCCGGCUGUCCUCGGCUCCAUCCUGGACGCCACGGUCGCGGAGCUGGCCGCCGCCGCCGCCGCCGCCAACAGCAGCAGCAGCAACGCCACCGCGCCGCCGCCCGCCAACACUCUGGGCGUUACGGACCCCGCGCGGCGGGAGGCGGCGCUCAACAGCAUGUCGUACAUGCAGGCGCUGGUGGCGGGCGCCGUGGCGUCGGGCAACCUCACCACGGUUGCCGCCGCGGGCCUGGUGGCUCAGAGCAACAUGACCGAUGGCCUGACGCAGCUGGCACAGCCCGCCGCCAACGUCAGCGCCUUCAUUGAUGCAACAACCCCCGCCGCCCUCGCCGCCGCCGUCGCCGCCACGCGCAUAACCGGACCCACCCUCCCAGACAACAUCAGCGGCAACCCAGAGAUCGGCACGCUGCCGCCGCCGCCGCCGCCCGGCACCGUCCCGGCGCCGCGCGGCGGCACCGGAUCCUGGAUCGACAACAACACUGGCCUGUUCGUGUUCCUGGUGGCGGUUAUUCCGGUACUGAUCAUCGCCACGUGCGGUACCGGUUACUACGUGUACCGCCGCCGCCAGCGCCGCACCGCAGAGUUUGGACGCAUGCACGUGACUGGCGGCGAGGGCGGCCCGCCUGUUCAGCCUCUGGCCGUUGCCAGCACGCCCGCCGGCUCCCGACGCAUGCAGUCGGAUGACGGCGGCGGCGCUGGCGGCGGCGGCGGCGGCGGCGGCGCGGCUGCUGCACGCGGCACGUCGACGACUAGCUCGGCGGGCGCACCGCCGUCCCACAGCGGCCCGUUGCCUGCCGCUGCCCCCAUGGUUACCAGCUAUAACGUUUUGUAUGAGGGCGAGUCUCGCGACGUGGCCGGAAGCGCCUCGCUCGCCGCCGCUGUGCUGGCCACCCGCGGCGCCGCUGGUGGCGGCGCGCCGGGCGUUUCGCCGCACGGCUCCGUACCGACUUCCCUACCAGCCGCCGCCGCCCCAGGCGAUGUCGUACACAACUACACAAACGUAAUGUACGGCGAGCAGCCGAGCCUGGCCGCAGCGCUCAAUGACGGACUGAACGUCCCGCCGCCGGCGGCCGCCAUGGCGGCGCUCGCUGGCGGCGCCGCCGGCAGCAUGCACCGCAGUGGCGGCGCCGGACAACCGCAGGGCGCCGAUGACGUCCUCAACGAAUUCGGUUGGGCGGCCGACGGCCGCGGCUCCAGGGGCAGCGGUGGCGCCAACCCCGUUGCCGCGCGCGCCGCCGCCGGCAUGCAGCCCGUCAGCGCAGCCGCCUUGGGCGCAGCCGCCGCCGCCGCCGCCACUGCCGCCGCCCACCAGCAGCACCGCCACCGUCAGGCGGCGCGGCUGGGACCCGAGGUGGAGCCAUUCGCGGGCCGCGCGCCGAGUAGCCAGGGCAGCAAUGCCGAUUCCGAGCUCCGGCGGCCCGAAACGGAGUACGCGUCGGCCGAGUUCCACACAGGCAAGCUCUCAUUCACCAGCCGCCAGCACACUGGAGAGGUCCCGCCGCUCUCUGGCGCCGGCCCGCGCUCCCGCGCGUCCGGCCUCGGCGCCUUUGCCGGCGCCGCAGGCGCCUCCGCCGCGGCCGCGGCGGAGGCCGGCGGCGCGCUGGCGGCGCCGCCGCAGGCGGCGCUGCCCGGCCCCGGCGGCGGCGGCUAUCUGGGUCAAUCCACGGCGUCUGGUCGCCUGCCGGCCUUCAGCCUGGACCGGUCGUACUCGUUGGCUCGGCUGUCGCCGACCGCCGCCGCCACCGCUGAGGCGGCGGCAGUGGCGUCGGGGAGUACCGGCGGCUCACUGGCGGAGCCGUCGCUCUCCAGCCCCUAUGAUCAUGGCGAGCCCGUCUACUCCACUGCCGUUGCCGCCACGGCCAGCGACGCCCGCGGCGGCGGCGGCGGCGAUGAAAGUGGCCCAAGCAGCGGGCGGAACCUGAACCCGCUGUUUGAGCCGGUGACCAUGUUUGCAAACCCCCUGCACGGCGCCGCUGCCUCCAGCGCCACCGUUACGCCCACCGCCUCACGCCGCCACACAACCGACGCCGCGCCCGCCACGCCGCCCAGCGUGACGUCUGCCGCCGUGGCAGCAACGGCGUCGCCUCGCCGCCCCGGUGACUUGAGCAUGGGUGGCGGCGGGCUGCAUGGGACGGUCACGCCGCCGCAGCACCUGCAGGGUGCGCCCAAGCCGUGGCCGCCGCCGCCGCCGCGGCGCGGCACGGGCGGCGGUGCGGCUGAGGUGUGAGAAGCAUCCACAUAGGGUUAGGGAGACCCACUGCUGUGAUGUUGUGUGACAAGAGCGGUGACCAGCUGACAAUAGUGGCGGAAAUCGACCACAGUAAUUCACUAGGAAGGAAAUUUCGGGACGAAUGUGAGUGUGUGCAUCUCCUCAGGUUUGCUGCGUGAAGCACACCGGGAGGGGGGGUGCCUGCAAGUGCCUAGCAUCCGUUUCCCAUCUCCACGCUUAGGAAUCCGUUGUACAUGCGUGCCUGUUGCGCGUUAGUGAACUUAAUUAGAUGUGCGCAGGAUGCGUCUCACCAUUGCUUCCGCAUUAGUAAUUCUCUAGAAAGGACCGCUGUGGCUUUACUAGCAUCACACUGACUUGACUCCUCACAUUCACCCAAUGUGGCACUGACCUGAUUAACGAUGUUGCGGUUGGAGUUGAUGGAACUCAACGUGGGCACAGAUGCGUUGCGUACUUGCCAACCGCAUGUGCGUUACGAUCUUACGUUGGCUCUAGUGCGGCUGACAUUGUGAUUCAUAGUUGAAGAAGCGGCAGCUGGAUGGAUGAAUGGGUAUUGGCGGGGGUAUUAUCCAAUAGCGCUUGGGACCCUAGUGGCAUUUGCCCAACUCUUCGGCGCCGUACUGGACUCACUACAGACCAGACCAGACCGCAGACCGAGACUGAUUGAUUGGCUGACUAACAUACUGACGAGGGACCGUGCGCGCGCACAUGGUGCUCUUUUUCUCUCGUGCGCGCGCGUGCAUGCAUGGAAUUGCAGUCUCCAGAGAAGGAGGAUGCGUCCCCUGACGUCCAACGGAUGGGAUUUUGCUUUGUCUGGCUCGGAUGGCAUUCUUAAUUACACAUUCUGGGCCCAUAGAGUAACAAGGCAUACGUCGUCGCGUGCCUGUGUGUGUGUGUGUGUGUGUGUGCGCCUGCGUGCGUGCCUAUGUUCGUGGCGUGCGUGUGUUUGACCUUAAGUCUGCAAGCGGGCGUGUGUCCAUCUAGCGCUACUGUGCUAGUGCUGCUGGUGUUACGGUACUGGCGAGUCCUGGACCACCGAGUGCGCUGCCACGCAAUCGGACCGGGCCACAACAACGGAUGUAGCUAACACGCCAACCCCUGGCAGCUGAUUGCAACGAACUGAGCAGACACCUGCUGUGGACGUGUGCUGGCGGGACGUGUGCGUGCGCGUGUGUGCACCUGCGAUGGCUUUGUUGCUGUUGGCGCUGCCACGCCGCAGCAGCUGCACAACGCGGGCCACCCGCGCCUCACGAUUUGCCGGUGCAUGCUGAUCCGCUGUCGUGAUGCAGCGUCGCCUCGAUACAGAGAGAGGCCUGAUGUAAGUAUGAGGCAAG
Molecule: messenger RNA, 22517 nt
Organism: Chlamydomonas reinhardtii
Lineage: Eukaryota; Viridiplantae; Chlorophyta; Chlorophyceae; Chlamydomonadales; Chlamydomonadaceae
Exons: 16
Coding region: 460-21183 (6907 amino acids)
Source: RefSeq, a predicted model, not a curated record